Molecule: messenger RNA, 1332 nt
Organism: Penicillium alfredii
Lineage: Eukaryota; Fungi; Ascomycota; Eurotiomycetes; Eurotiales; Aspergillaceae
Product: methionine aminopeptidase 2
Exons: 7
Coding region: 1-1332 (443 amino acids)
Biological process (GO): proteolysis
Molecular function (GO): metalloaminopeptidase activity
Source: RefSeq, a predicted model, not a curated record
AUGGCAGCUCAGGCGAGUGAAAAGCUACAACAGCUUGACCUGGCCGGCCCAAACGGCGCCAAAGCGGACGCCCCCGCCGGCCAGGCAGCCCCCGGCGAGGCCGAGGACGAUUCCGACGACGACCAGGAAGAAGGAGAGGGUGCUCCUGACGCUACUGCUACCGGAGCGGCCAAAAAGAAGAAGAAGCGCAAGCCCAAGAAGAAGAAGAAGGGCGGCGCCAAGGUCCAGAGUGCGCCGCCGCGGGUCCCCGUCUCCACCCUCUUCCCUAACAACCAGUACCCCGAGGGCGAGAUCGUCGAGUACAAGAACGACAAUGCUUACCGCACGACGAACGAGGAAAAACGGUACCUCGACCGCAUGAACAAUGACUUCCUGCAAGAGUACCGUCAGGGUGCCGAGGUCCACCGCCAGGUCCGCCAGUAUGCACAGAAGAACAUCAAGCCCGGCCAGACUCUCACCGAGAUCGCUGAGGGCAUUGAAGACUCGGUGCGCGCACUCACAGGCCACCAGGGCCUGGAAGAGGGCGACAACAUGAAGGGUGGUAUGGGAUUCCCCUGCGGUCUCAGCAUUAACCACUGUGCGGCGCACUACACUCCGAACGCAGGGAACAAAAUGGUGCUGGAGCAGGGGGACGUCAUGAAGGUCGAUUUCGGAGCACAACUCAACGGCCGGAUCGUGGACAGUGCCUUUACUAUGUCUUUUGACCCGGUGUAUGAUCCGCUACUGGCAGCGGUGAAGGAUGCUACCAACACCGGUAUUCGGGAAGCAGGUAUUGAUGUCCGCAUGAGCGACAUUGGUGCCGCCAUCCAGGAAGCCAUGGAGAGCUACGAAGUCGAGCUGAACGGGACUAUGCACCCGGUCAAGUGUAUCCGUAAUCUCAACGGACAUAACAUUGACCAGCACGUCAUUCACGGUGGUAAGAGUGUACCCAUUGUCAAGGGCAAUGAUCAGACCAAAAUGGAGGAGGGCGAAGUCUUCGCCAUCGAGACUUUCGGUAGUACCGGCAAGGGUUACGUGCGAGAAGACAUGGAAACCUCUCACUACGCCCUGACGCCAGAUGCGCCCAAUGUCCCUCUGCGCCUAUCCUCCGCCAAGAAUCUUUUGAACGUGAUUAACAAGAACUUUGGCACUUUGCCCUUCUGUCGGCGCUAUCUGGACCGGUUGGGCCAGGAGAAAUAUCUGCUGGGAUUGAACAACUUGGUUUCCUCCGGUAUCGUCCAGGACUACCCCCCUCUGUGCGAUGUCAAGGGCUCGUACACGGCCCAGUUUGAACAUACCAUUGUCCUUCGGCCGAACGUGAAAGAGGUGAUCAGCCGAGGCGACGAUUACUGA